AUGAUGCUGUUAUCGCAAUCCGUUUGUUUGAUCUUGCUGGCCUUGAGCUUCCUCGUUAGUAGAGCUCGAAGCGAAAUUAUGGGCUAUCGAACAGUUUCCAAAGAAGAAGCCAAUAUUAUUAAUCAGCGUCGAAAGCCUUAUAGAGACGAUAGCUUCGAUAAAAUGGCUUUAUAUUUCAAUUACUUAGGAGUUGGCUACAGUCUAGUAAACGUACCUGCUGGCUGGCCGAGUAAUGAUGACGAAUGGCAUUGUGUUAUCGAAGCGGAUAGUAAUAAGCUUGAUGCUGUAAGCAAGAUAUGGAUUCCAGAAUAUUUCGAUGACCCUACUUGGUUUGGUAAGACUGAACGAGUAGAACUAUGGGACGCAAAAGAAGAAGUUAUCAAAGAAUAUAUUGAGAUAAAAACAGGACUGGACGCGGAAAAAACAUUGCGAUUUUCACCUGCUAUUUCACAGGUUAAGCAUAUGGAUGCCAACAUGCUGCAAAUGGUCAUUCCAACUAAAGCUAUAAAAAAUGACGAGUUAGGUUUUUGGGCUCAUUGCUUUGAAGAAAAGCAAGAGCUGCUGAACUAUUCGAAAGAAACUAUUCCUUGGGAUCAGUGGGAAAUUCAAGGAUUUCCUUCAAAUUAA
This is a messenger RNA of Drepanopeziza brunnea f. sp. 'multigermtubi' MB_m1, 627 nucleotides long. Lineage: Eukaryota; Fungi; Ascomycota; Leotiomycetes; Helotiales; Drepanopezizaceae. The record is from RefSeq and is a predicted model, not a curated record.